UUUCUUCUCCCGGCUUUUCCUUCUCAAUUUUUUUUUUCCUCCGCUCCUGUUCAGGGAGAGCUUUCGCGUGGCGCCUGCGAGGUUUCUUCUCUCUCUCUCUCUCUCUCUCCCUCCCUCUCCCUCUCUCCUGCGUGUGUAUGUGCGGUUGGUUGGUGGAUGCUGUAAUUUCGAGCAAUGAAAUCCAGAGCUCGGGGCUGUGGUCGGAAAGGGACCCCCUUCUCGUCACUCUCGGCCGGUUUGUGUGAUUUUGCUAAAAUGCAUCACCAACAGCGAAUGGCUGCCUUAGGGACGGACAAAGAACUCAGUGAUUUACUGGAUUUCAGUGCGAUGUUUUCACCUCCUGUCAGCAGUGGAAAGAAUGGACCAACUUCUUUGGCGAGUGGACACUUUAGUGGCUCAAAUGUAGAAGACAGAACUAGCUCAGGGUCCUGGGGGAAUGGAGGACAUCCUAGCCCAUCCAGGAACUAUGGAGAUGGACCUUCUUAUGAACAUAUGACAAACAGGGACCUUGGAUCACAUGACAAUCUAUCUCCUCCUUUUGUGAAUUCCAGAAUACAAAGUAAAACAGAAAGAAGCUCUUAUUCAUCAUAUGGACGAGACUCAAAUCUUCAAGGUUGCCAUCAGCAAAGUCUCCUUGGAGGUGACAUGGAAAUGGGCAACCCAGGAACUCUUUCUCCUACCAAACCUGGUUCUCAGUACUAUCAGUAUUCUAGCAAUAAUCCACGAAGGAGGCCUCUGCACAGCACUUCUGUUGAAGUACAAACAAAGAAAGUUCGAAAAGUUCCUCCAGGUUUACCAUCGUCAGUUUAUGCCCCUUCUGCAAGCACUGCCGAUUACAAUCGGGAUUCGCCCGGCUAUCCAUCCUCAAAACCAGCAGCCAGCACUUUCCCUAGUUCUUUCUUCAUGCAAGACGGCCACCACAGCAGUGAUCCGUGGAACUCAUCCAGUGGAAUGAAUCCUCCUGGAUAUGGAGGAAUGUUGGGCAAUUCAUCUCAUAUUCCACAGUCCAGUAGCUAUUGCAGUCUUCAUCCUCAUGACCGCUUGAGCUACCCAUCACACUCCUCAGCAGACAUCAAUUCCAGUCUUCCUCCAAUGUCCACUUUCCAUCGCAGUGCCACAACCCAUUACAGUGCUUCUUCCUGUACACCUCCGGCAAAUGGAACAGAAAGUAUAAUGGCAAACAGAGGAAGCGGAGCUGCAGGAAGUUCACAGACAGGCGAUGCGCUGGGAAAAGCACUUGCAUCUAUUUACUCUCCAGAUCAUACCAACAACAGCUUUUCAUCAAAUCCUUCAACUCCUGUUGGUUCACCCCCUUCUCUCUCAGGAACAGCUGUUUGGUCUAGAAAUGGAGGGCAGGCAUCAUCAUCUCCCAAUUAUGAAGGUCCCUUACAUUCUUUGCAAAGCCGAAUCGAAGACCGCUUGGAAAGACUGGAUGAUGCUAUUCAUGUUCUCCGGAACCAUGCAGUGGGACCUUCAACUGCCAUGCCUGGUAGUCAUAGCGACCUCCAUAGCUUAAUAGGCCCUUCUCAUAAUGGAGCUAUGGGAGGCCUCGGAUCAGGAUAUGGGACAGGCCUUCUUUCAGCCAAUAGACAUUCACUAAUGUGUAGCACCCACACAACUCUUAAACAUUGUUACUAUUUGGGAUAUGCAUGUUCAUACAUGUGUUGUACGAACGCCCGCAUACAGACCUAUGCUUCUGUUCAUUUCUUCUCAGGCAUGCCAACUGGACUUCAAGGGCAAAGCAUAUCUUCAGGGAGUUCUGAAAUCAAAUCAGAUGACGAAGGAGAUGAGAACCUCCAGGACACGAAAGCUUCCGAGGACAAGAAGUUAGAUGAUGACAAGAAGGAUAUCAAAUCAAUUACUAGGUCAAGAUCUAGCAAUAAUGACGAUGAAGAUCUUACUCCGGAACAAAAAGCAGAGCGCGAGAAGGAAAGAAGAAUGGCCAACAACGCCCGUGAGCGCCUGCGUGUCCGUGACAUCAACGAGGCUUUCAAAGAGCUGGGCCGGAUGGUACAGCUCCAUCUAAAAAGCGACAAGCCCCAGACCAAACUUUUAAUCUUACAUCAAGCUGUAGCAGUUAUCCUCAGUUUAGAGCAGCAAGUCAGAGAAAGAAAUCUGAAUCCUAAAGCGGCGUGUUUGAAAAGAAGGGAAGAAGAGAAAGUAUCUUCGGACCCUCCUCCGCUUUCUUUGGCGGGACCCCACCCUGGGAUGGGAGACACAUCUAAUCAUAUGGGGCAGAUGUAAAAAAAAAGGAAAAAGGUCCAAGUUGCCACAUUUUCUUCACAUAAACCAGAGACCACUUCCUUAAACAGCUGUAUUAUCUUAAAAAAAAAAACAUAUAAACACUUAACCCUUCCCCCUCCCUUUUUUUGUAAUAUAAUAAGACAAGUCUGAGUAGUUACGAAUCACAGACGCAAGAGAUUUCAGCAUUCCUGAUUUUGAAAUAAAGAAAACAAAAGUGCAACUUGAGGGACAACCUCUUUUCAACAUAUCAAUUGGAAUGUUUCAAGGAGUAUGUUGACAGCUGUCAAUGCACAGCCAGGAGACUGAACGGCAAUCUUCUCCACACUGUGGGACAAUGCAUUUGUGCCUAAACUUCUUUUGGAAAAAAAAAUAUAAUUAAUUUGUAAGUCUGAAAAAAAAAUAUUUAAUUUAAAAAUUGUAAACUUGCAAUAAUGAAAAGUGUACUUCUGAAGAAAAAAAAUGAACGUUUUCAUUGGUGUACUAGUCAACUAGUGUUUAUACUUACUGGAUAUUAAAAAGGGAUGCUUCGCUACCCUAAUAUUUACAAAACCAGCAAACGUCCUAAUGAAAACUGAAGUAAUGACAUUAGCCAUUCCUUAGGGUAGGAAGAACAGAUGGAUCUUAUAGACCUAUGUCAAAAUACAAAACACAUGGACACAAACACACAUAUAUAAAUAUUAUAUAAAUAUAUAUAUAAAUAUAUAUAUAUAUAUAUAUUAAAAUUAGUGACUAUGGUAAGCUUUGUUCAUUUGUUUCCGACUUUUUUGCUCCUGUAAAAAAAAAAGAAAGAAAAAAACAAAGUACUGAUUAACUUUUUUUAAGAAAAAAAGAUUUUACUGUAAAUAAGUUUUUGUUGACGUCUUCUUUCUCUUCCCUCAUUGGCCCCUUCAGUUCCUUAUUGUAACCUGUAGUGCCAACUCUGUUGCUGGAGGGGCCGUUCCAGGAUGAAUUCUCACCCUGAGGUUGCUUGUCAUGCCUACAGAAAAGUAGCAAGCAAUCUCUUGAGUCCUUUGGGGAGAAUACAGGAUUAGAUCAGGUAUGUCUCAUGUCGAUAAGCGUAAGCCACAUUGCUGAGACCUCCAAGCCCCGAGGAAGUUCGGUACUAUGGUUUCCCAGACUGCUGGGAUGUCGGUUAGGAAUUCCGAGGGGCUCUAGUCCCUCCCCUACAGUCAACACAAGUUUGGGGAGAAAAUGGCCCAGGCAAUUGAAUUUUGGGGUGGAGUGGUGGAGAAUUCUAAACCACAACUGUUGCUCUCAUUAGACCCUAUUUCUAAGAUGUUCAGAGGUACAAGGUUAGAAUGCUACAAUGUUACCACUGUGCCUUCCAAUGUUUAUAUCAUCAAAAAAAUGUAACAUAAAUCAAAGGUGGCUGUGAUUUAACAAACCAGUAGAAAUGUUAAAUUAAUGUGUGUAGCUUAAAUACAAUAUGCAUCGAGGUGUUUCAGAAUACAUGGUCGAAGGCCGGGUGGGGGGAGACAGUUGCUAGUCGUAUGAGAGUUUGAUUUGAAAAAAGAAAACAUUUUAAAGGGUAUUCCUGAAAGACAGACCAUAUACUGCCUCCUCCGUUCAUUUAAAAAAAAAAACGCCAAUAUCCAACUGUCACACAGCAUUAGAACAAGCCUUACCCGUUCUAAAGCAUUAAGUUGCACUUUCUUAAGGAGGAGGGAGUAGAACAGUAUUUUUCUGGCCAGUAUGAACCAAGUUUUUACUUAACGCAUAUACAUUAUAGAAAGUAUAGAUCAGGGGUGUCAAAUUCGAUUUUAUUGAGGGCCGCAUCAGGGUUGUGUUUGACCUCGGGGGGCUGGGGUGGGAGUGGCAAGCUCGAUGUCACAUGUGUCGGGAGUGCCUGUGACGGCCUGCAGUGCUUCUGCCAGCAAAAACGAGCUCCCGAGCUCUGUUUUCAGCUGCCACAGCCUGCAACCUUCUGCCAGUGAAAACGGAGCCCGGGAGGCCAUUUUCGUUGGCAGAAGCACCGCGGGCCGUCCUUUGUUGUUUCCAGGAUGGCCCGUGGGCCAGAUCUAAGCACCCCGGGUCUUGAGUUGACACCCCUGGUAUAGAUCAAGCUUAUGACACAGCAACUCAUCCAAUAAUUGGAUUUCAGGGCAUCUCAACAAGCACCCACAGUGAAUCUUCCAAAGAUUUACUGUGGGAGACAGAACAGUUAACUGACAUUGCUCCCAAUUCAGUCUUUGUCAGCAUCUUUUUGUCUCCGGUUCAAGCUUCUGAUUUUUAUUUUUUUUUUCAAAAUAGCCACGCAAGCUUGGCAUGUUAUUUUUAAACGGAAUCUCCCGGUUUGAAUAGAUUUUCCACCUAUCAACACUGAGUAAAUGCCAUAUACCCAUUGAAAACGGUCUAUAGACUUUCCAUCUGUUCUCCUGUUUUGCCAGUUACAUAGUAAUGAAAAAAAAAAUACAUUUGUAAAUUUUAUGCAACAAAAUGGCAAACGUAUCAUUAUUUUGAAAUUGUGUAUGUAAAAGUUAUAUUUUUACAUGUAGACUCUUGUUAUUAUGUGUUUUAAUACAUUGUAUCAAACUUUUGUUUUUUUUUAAACUGUGGUUGAAACAAAAUCUCAUUUAAAUGAAAUAGUGAGAAAUAAGAAUCUUAAUUUUAUGUUACUGAAAAAGCUAAAAGAACAAAUAUGGUAGUUUGCCAUGUGAACCACCCUUUCCAUAUCCAUAAACAUUUUGAUUACCUGUAUGUGUUGAAAAUUGUAAAUAUGUUCAGUAGCAGUAAAACUUUUAAAAAUACUAUUAUUUGUUAAUAAGUUUCUCAAAUGUGGAGGUGGAUUAAGCUCAUAAUAGAGCAGAGACUGUGUAAGUUGAAAUCAGAACAAGAAAUGAGUAUUUCAUCGCAGAUGCCAUACUUCUAAUAGAAUAUGUGUAGAUGAAAAUGUUUUGUCUUAAACCUAAUUCUUUUAGUACUGGUAUUCUAAACAUUGGAGGAUUCUCUUUUAAUUGACAAGUUAUUAAUAUAGUUUAGGAUUAAAGUUUUUUUAUAAAAAACAAUUCUAAUACUUUUAAUGGGAAGUUGUUAUUUCAGAGGAUAACUUUGCGUUAAAAACCUGGAUAAAUCAAAGAGGCGUUAACUUCCAUCUUGAUGUCAUCAGUGUGAGCAUUUCUGCUUGUUUACAUUCAUAAUGCAAAGAUUUCAAAUCGUCUGCUCUGUAUAUAAAACUUAAUUUGGAUAAGAGAGAGCUAUCAACACAAAAUCAAAAUGCCGUCUUUUUAAUAACUGCCCAGAUUGAUGACAUUGUAUGAAUCUUGAAACAUGCAGUCACAGAACAUUGAUAAAAAGAUGGUUUUCAUUACCAGCCAUUCAGUACAUUUGAACAGCAGAGAUGAUUCUAAACAGGAAUGAAAAUGGUGAUGUACAUAGAACCAAUAGAGGCUUAGUUGUUUAUAAAACAGUAAUCUAAUCUCUGUGGUUUUGGACAUGGUUUCCUGUUCCAUAAUGGAAUUUAAACUUGAAAAUUAAUCAGUCAUGAUGUUUUCUGUUGUUCACCCUCUCCCCUCCCUCCUCUGCUUGCUUUAAUUUAGUAUGUGAUCCUAAGAAAUAAGACAUCAAGAAUUGCUUAACUUUCACUGCUGCUGUCCACAGUGGGAGUUGUCACUUGUUAAAAGAUCUGGCAAUGACUUUUAAUGACCGAGAGGUAGAGGUGUGCAAGUUGUUUCGAAUUUGAAGUGUUCCAUAUAUAUUCCGCAGGUCUUUUGAGCUCGAAGCAAAAGCAUCGUGUUGAGAUUUUGAGAUGCUUCCACGAUUGUCAGAAAAUUCAGCAGAUUUGGAGUGCUUUGCACACUUGUACGAAGGAAAAACCACAUAUUGUUGUACAACAAUGAACAGUACUUGGACACUACAAUUGUAGAAAUCUAUCCAACGUGUAAUGAAUGAUCCACCUCCACAUUCAAGUAAUUUAUGAAUACACAGAUUAAGGAAAUCUGUUCAUCUAGAUUUUUUUUUAAUUAUUUUUUACAUUUGUCUUACGUGUUAGCUGCAAAGGACACUAAUGUUUAUACAACUGUCAGUUCAACCAGUGAUGCAACUUGUAAUUGAUGCAGUCUUCCGAUUUGUUUUAUUCGUUGAUUUCAUUGGAAGGGUGGGGACGGGUGGGGAUAGAGUGGGAGGAAUGCGGAGCAAUUUCCAAAUUUUCAUUGUUCUGUUCAACAGGCACAGUGCAACCUGUGCCAGACCGUGUAAUAAUAGUACAUUGCCACAAACGAAGAGAAUUUUAUCGGGUGAGAAAAAGCACAAGUCAAGCUUAAUCCACUGACUGAUACGAGAAGGAAAAAAAAUGAUUUUUCUAAAGAUGGAAUACAAUGAAUUCCAACACAGUGGGGGCACCAAGAUUUUUCUUUCUUUCCUUCCUUCCUUUCUUUCUUUUUCUUUUUCAUUUUCCUAGCAUCUUCUCAUGGGACUUGAAACUGAUUCACCCUUGUGCAGUGCUGGUUUGACCAUACUCAUUUCAAGUAUUAUAGACUUAUGUAAUGGUGAAAAUAUAUGAACUGUGGCCUUUUUCAUUCUUGUUACUUGUGAUGCAACUAAGUGAAGAUACGGAAAAGCAGAGGUUUACCAUGUAUCAGUGCCUGCCUUUUUGUUACAAAGCUUUGUUUGUCUAGUGACCUUUUUGCUAUAAAAUAGACUGUAGUACACCCAAGUAGGAUAAAAGAAAAGCCUAAAUUUAAAAAAAAAAGUAUAUUUGGCUUAUUUUUCACAGGAGCAAUCCUUUUAUACCACAAAUAUUGGGGGUGAAAGGGUGGGACGGGGUUGUCAGAUUCUGAAUAUUUCUUCUUUGUAGAUGUUUGGAAUCAUUCUAAGUAAAAGUUUGUUACUUUAUUUUACUAUUUAAAAGAUGUUAUUUUACAUAUGUGUUACCAAGAUGAAAUUGUACGAUAGCUUUUUUUUUUUCUUUUUGUUUUUCCCCCCCCCCCCCCCUUAUUUCUUUCUCUCUCUUUUUUUUAAGUUGGAGGUCGCAGUGGGGAACUUUUUUUUGCGACUGUACCCAUAGCUGCAACAUUUUAAAAGGAGGGGGAAAAUUUAAAUAAAAAAGGGAAAAAUGAUAAAAGGGACAAAAAGAUUAAAAAAAAGAUAACAACAGUUACACUUUGUUUUUCACAGUUACACUUUGUUUUUCAACGUGUGGCUGAGUGCCUCGAUAUUUUUUUCCCCCAUGUUUUCAGUGUAUUUCUGAUUUAUAGAAGUGUCUAAAACAGGUUGUGCGCUGGAGAUCCCCAAAAGCGAAACACACAGCUUGCUGUGGACCUUUAUGUUUCCCAUUUUGUAGUUAUUUGAUGCCGUCAUGUACAUGACUGUUCUGUAGCAAUAAAUGUGCCAUUUUUAUAAACUUGUUUCUGACACUUUCGUUUCAUUUCAUUUUGCAUUGUCCCAUUUCUGUAGGUAUCACAAGGAGUCACUGCCUAGGAAUGACCUAAUAGGUGGCGCUGUCAUCUGCCCUCCCAACUCCAAAAGCAAUGGGUUUUUAAAGUGUUCUCGGAAGUGCUCCAUUCCAGAUGAUGUGUAAAACUGAAGUUGUGAUCACCCAAGUUCCUCUCUCAGAAUAUGAUUCCUUCUAGAGGCCUCUUCACUUUUUUUUUUUUUUUUGCACUGGGUAGUUGAUU
This is a messenger RNA of Notechis scutatus (mainland tiger snake), 7856 nucleotides long. Lineage: Eukaryota; Metazoa; Chordata; Lepidosauria; Squamata; Elapidae. The record is from RefSeq and is a predicted model, not a curated record.